AUGGGGCUGUUAGAAAUGUCCCGUGUCGUGGGACUCCUCGUUUUGUUCUGCCUCCUGGGUCUGGAGGCAGUAGAGAAGAAACUACAUAACGUGUCAGCUGAAAAUCCUCCGGAAGGAAAUGUUGGUGCCGAGCAGGCGCGGAACGGCGGCGACCCGACAACAGUCGUGCGCGUCGCGAUUGUCGGCGGCGGGAUUACUGGCGCUGCAACUUCUGCGUUUUUGAAAGUGCUGGAGCAGCGAAUUCUCUCGGAAUUUCGCGGUAAAGGAUUGUGGAAACCGGGCACAGAAGAUGGACCAGCAAAGCCGUUUAAGAUCGAGAUCGACGUGUUCGAAAGCAACAACCGGUUGGGCGGGAGGUUGGACUACGCCGUCGUUAACGGACAAGCUGUUGACAUUGGCGGCUCGGAUAUUGAAGAGUCGAACAUUUGGUUAUCAACAUUCCAUAAUAUGCUGAAUAGACAUAUCAGCGAACAGCAGAAGGCCGCGUCGGAUGGUUUGGACGGCUCUGGAGGCGCGGAACGCCCGGUGCCGCUGGGGGCGUUUGAGUCAUCCGACAGCCGCACGCUUCUUAUCAUGCAUGGAAACCGCGUUCUGGACGUUUCUCACCCCGGAAUCUUCCUCGCUCUUCGCGGAAACGGCACUGGGUUGCUGAAUUUCAUGCGGAAGCUGCGUGAGAAGUGGAGGUCUGUGUACUCGAAGCUCGCGGGAAUGCCUCUGUGUGUGUACGUGACUCGCGACUUGCUUCUCCAACCCAAUUUCGAGAAGGAGAACGGCCACAAAUACGAAGAGUUGUGUGUCACGCCCAAAGGCUUCGCGUCAGGUUUAGACAUGCUAGACAGCGCAGGCUUGAAGCCGUUAGUGCAAGAAACGUUUGCGUCUCGGGUGGCAUCUAUCGGCCUUACUGCCGAGGGUAUGGAUUUUGUGAGCGGCGUUACACGAGCAAUCUACUCGCAGGAUUCAGUCGACAUCAAUUCUGUAGCCGGAGCUGUGGCCAUGCUUGGCGGCAUUGGGACACUGUUCCAGGAGAAGCGCUACUCCGGACGCGUCCUCGUGGAGUAUCUCAUCAACCGGUUUGCUUCGAAUACAUUUCUCGACUGCGCCGUGUCGCAAGUCGUUGAAGCAAAAGACCCUCCUGCAAAAAGGGUGACGAAAAGCGGGAAACAGUAUACGCUGAGCCCGAGACGCGAAUCGUGCGACACAGACGCGCGCAAGCGCAUGGACUCGGUCCGAUACGAUUUUGUUGUUGUUGCCGCGCCCCUGGAGUUAUCGGGCGUGAAGGUCUACAGACGGCGGGAAGAAGUUUCGCGGGAAUCCGCGAGCACGGGUGCGCUGGAGCCGAUUCCUGUGCUUCCGAAAUCGUGGCGAACGGUCCACUUGGCCUAUCUGGUUGCCGAUGCAAUCAGGUGGACUCGCUCUCCAUACGCGGUGGAGGACAGAAACAAGUCGACCGGCGUGUCGCGCUUGGUUCUAAAAGCGCAGCCCAAGGGUACAGUCGCCAGCAACACGCCCGACUUCUACGUUGCGGGGUGUUGGGGCCACGCGGUGGAACAUGGGGACCUAAACGCUCGUAGAAAAAAAAUGUCUGCAAAUAAGAUUGGAAUGAGUAUCGACAUACCCGAGCGAGAAAUGCACUCCGCCGCUCAGGAAAGCGGGGACGAAUCUCCUGGGAAGCAAACGUGGUGCCGAGUGGCAUCACCGCAGCGGUUGACUGAAGAAACUCUUCGAUCCACAUUUGUCAAUCCGCAGCACAUUUUCAGGCAUGUGUGGAUGGGGGCGUAUCCGCUCAUCGUACCCUUUGAUAUCGAAUCCACUUCCGUAGCGGCUGACGCGUUCACCAGCGCGUCGUCAAGCGCUCAGGCUUUCAUUCGCGACGUCCCUCCAUCAAAGCACACUUCUGGAGACGGGACAGGUCGGCCACGUUCCGUGCCUGCACAGUCGAACUUUGUCUUGACCGACAAUGUGCUGUAUCCGAGUGCUUUCGAAUCCAUAUUCUCUUGCAUGGAGGGACAGGCCGUCUCUGCACAGAACACGGUGAACCUCAUCGGGAGUGCUCUCGAUAUUUUGCCGGGUGACGUGGAUACACCGUAA
Neospora caninum is the source of this 2088-nucleotide messenger RNA. RefSeq lists its product as hypothetical. NCBI's taxonomy places the organism in Eukaryota, Apicomplexa, Conoidasida, Eucoccidiorida, Sarcocystidae. Gene Ontology annotation, molecular function: prenylcysteine oxidase activity. Bases 1 to 2088 code for a protein of 695 amino acids. The record is from RefSeq and is a predicted model, not a curated record. The transcript has a single exon. Gene Ontology annotation, biological process: prenylated protein catabolic process; prenylcysteine catabolic process.